AUGUCAACUACAACUACGACUGGAGCCUUGGCAACUAGCACAGGCUGUGGGACCUCAGCCCAGUACGAAAUCCCCAUCAAAGAUGCAUCAUGUGGAGUUCCCAAUAACGACAAGUACAAAGGAUUCCUUUCAAAAUGCGCGAAACCCGCAGGGGUGACUGCCUAUGAUAGUGACUGUGCUAUCUAUGCCCCGGCUGUCGAUCAAUCAGUCGACGACCUCACUAAGUGCCUCUACAACGCGGGUGUAGCCUGGAAGGACGUGUGGUGCACCGGAGCUGCUAAUGCCACUGCAACGGGGACUUCAUACCCGACUUCAACGGAAACAUCUACGAAAUCAUCUUCCGACAAGUCAUCAUCAGGUACCUCGACGGAGAGCGCAGCAACUAGCACAAGUACCUCUGGGGCGGAUACCUCUUUGCCUAAGGCCUAUACUAGCUUGAAGGCUGUGAUGCUUCUUUCAACUCUGUUUGCCUCUGCCGUGUUCAUCGGGUUUUGA
Penicillium hordei is the source of this 495-nucleotide messenger RNA. RefSeq lists its product as uncharacterized. The transcript has a single exon. The record is from RefSeq and is a predicted model, not a curated record. The coding region runs from base 1 to 495 and encodes 164 amino acids. NCBI's taxonomy places the organism in Eukaryota, Fungi, Ascomycota, Eurotiomycetes, Eurotiales, Aspergillaceae.